AUGGUCCUCCACCCACUGCAGCUGAGGGCCUGCCGAGACCCCCGAACUCCUGAUCAGAAGCGGACAGGAUCUCUACAUAAAGUGCCGGUGUGGGGUGCUGGCUUCGGCAGUGCGGCUGCAGCCUCCCUUCCCGGCAGGGGGGUCCCGCUGGAGCUCGAGGAGUUGCUGGUUCCCAGGAAGAUGGCCAUCAGUCCCCUAGAGAGCUGGCUGACUGCCCGCCAUCUCUUGUCCAAACUGGAUGUCGGGGCUCCAGAGACUGUGACUCCAGGCCAGUUCUACGAGUGUCCACCUACCCAGGUGGAGGAGGGGGCCAAGCAGGUGGACGAAGGGGUCUGGGAUGCACCGAAGAUGCAGUGCAAAAACGUGCUGAAGAUCCGCCGGCGUAAGAUGAAUCACCACAAAUACCGAAAGCUGGUCAAGAGAACUCGAUUCCUACGGCGCAAGGUCCGGGAAGGACGCUUGAAACGGAAGCAGAUGAAGUUCGAGAAAGACUUGAAGCGCAUCUGGUUAAAGGCAGGCCUAAAAGAGGCUCCUGAGGGCUGGCAGACCCCCAAGAUCUAUGUGAAGGUCAAAUGAGCCUGGAGUCCUGCUUCCACACCCCACGUGCUGCUGGUGACCCAUUGUAAUAAACGUCAGGAGGACUCAGU
Molecule: messenger RNA, 647 nt
Organism: Octodon degus (degu)
Lineage: Eukaryota; Metazoa; Chordata; Mammalia; Rodentia; Octodontidae
Gene: Aurkaip1
Product: aurora kinase A interacting protein 1
Exons: 4
Coding region: 1-576 (191 amino acids)
Biological process (GO): mRNA processing
Cellular component (GO): mitochondrion
Source: RefSeq, a predicted model, not a curated record